UCGGAGUUCAGUUGCGCUAUGGCGAUCGUUCAGACGAGUUUGCAGUAGCGCUUACGAUUUUUAUAUAAUAUUUGGAUUUUUACGUACGAAUAAAAGGCGGUUAUACUUAAUAUACGAUAUUUUGUUGUUGUGGAACGAGUUGAGAGCGGCUAAAGAGGAGCGCGAUCACAGCUUCAGUUCAACGGCACUCAACGUUAGAGGCAAGUCGCGAAUCAAAAGCUCUCAACUCCAACAAUAAAUACGAGUAUCUGCAAGAAUUGUUGUUCUUUUGUGCAUAUCUAGUGCACAAGUGUAUAUUGUUGACAUUUUUUGCGGAUAUUGUUGUUGUGGCUGCGGUAGUGUUUUCUUUUCCGCUAUUGUUUACUAUGCCGAUAGUUCUGUACGCAUGCUGUUCGCGUUAAUCUUCCAGUAUGUGCAUGUGAAAAUUUCGAAAAAGUGGAAAUUAAAUUAAAAGUGCUCGUUUUAAUUUUUUUUAAUCCACUGCUAAAGUGAGUCUAUUAACAAGCUCAGAUGAAAAGAGCGGAGGAGGUUACAUUUGAUAUAUUCGCCAGUCGUGCUACGCUGCGUAUUCCAGUACUUGUGUUUGUUGUAUUAGCGAUACUUGCUGCAAAUGUUCUCUCCGUCGACAGCGCGCCCUCACCCAGCUCACUGCGCGAUGCUUGCGGUCAUACACUACGCCGACCUACCAGCUUCUUCGAACGCCAUUUUGACUCGACUUUCAUGAAAAACUUUUUUAAGCACUUGAUACCAUUUACCAGUUCAAUGCGCGUCAAUAUGCAAUUCUUUCUAUACAAACGGGGUUUUACAGAGUGCGGACGUGAAAUUAUAACUGAUGACUAUAAUUCCUUAGCGAUGUCCGAUUUCAAACCUGAGCAUCCAACGAGAAUUAUCAUUCAUGGUUGGAUGAGUCAGAGUAAAGGGGCUUUGAAUCGUGCCAUCAAAAAUGCUUACCUCGGUCUAGUCGAACGCGUGCCACAACCAGCUGUCGUCGAUUCCAGCAGCCACCUUUCUGCUGCGUCAGAUAUCGAUAUCAUUACCGACAGCGCGCCCCUCAACAACGACUUUGAAAAUAAAAUUGACUUUGAAAUUAACAACACCACAAAUGGCAGCAGCGGCAUCACACCAAGCGACUUCAAUGUCAUCGUCUGCGAUUGGAGUGUCAUAUCGUCGAAUGUUAAUUACUAUAGCGUUGUCGAUAUGGUAGAGGACUUGGGGCACUUGCUCGCCAAUUUCGUCAACUUUCUACACCUCCGUACUGGUCUCAAUUAUCACGAAGUAUAUUUGAUUGGCCAUUCGUUGGGCGCACAAAUUGCCGGUAGUGCUGGCAAGCAGUCUUAUCCAUUCCGCUUCAAUACGAUUUACGCGCUCGAUCCAGCUGGUCCGAAAUUUCGAGAUCUUAGCGAUGAAUACCGCAUCGAUCCCAGCGAUGCCGAAUAUGUCGAAUCCAUACAGACAAGCAGCAGUUUGGGCUUUCAGGAACCUGUCGGUCAUGCCACCUUCUAUCCCAACUAUGGUCGUGAUCAGAAAAAGUGUUACAUGUAUGGUUGUUCACACAAGCGUGCCUACCAUUACUUUGCCGAAUCAAUUACCAGCCGUUUGGGUUUUUGGGGUACACUGUGUCGGCGCGAGUCGAAUGAUGUUUGGAUAAUUUCGGACUCAGGUGCCGAAUUUCGCAUGGGUGGUGAGCCGUCUACGCCGAAGAGAGGCACAUUCUAUGUAAAGACAGCAGAUCGGCCGCCAUAUGCUUUGGGUCGGAAUGUUCAACCACUAAGGCUGGUAACUCCGGCUAUAGAUGAUGUGCACUAGAUUAACAUUUUAUAUUGAAAGCCUAUUUUAAUGCAUCUUAAAGGGGCGAAGCUUCUUGUACAUAGAGUCAAACAAUUUUUAUAAAAAUAUUUAUUAUGGCAUAAUUAAUUUUUUACUAAUUAAAAUGUAUUUGUAAAAUUUAUUUAAUGUAUAAACUAAUUUUCUUGUUUUAUUAAAUUAUAAAAAGACCUUCAGCUACACUUAUUCAAAAUAAAUGUUAAAACUU
Messenger RNA from Anastrepha ludens (Mexican fruit fly), 2032 nucleotides. RefSeq names its product phospholipase A1. Gene Ontology annotation, biological process: lipid metabolic process. The coding region runs from base 511 to 1806 and encodes 431 amino acids. The transcript has 3 exons. Lineage: Eukaryota; Metazoa; Arthropoda; Insecta; Diptera; Tephritidae. Gene Ontology annotation, molecular function: lipase activity. The record is from RefSeq and is a predicted model, not a curated record.